Molecule: messenger RNA, 1810 nt
Organism: Impatiens glandulifera
Lineage: Eukaryota; Viridiplantae; Streptophyta; Magnoliopsida; Ericales; Balsaminaceae
Exons: 2
Coding region: 394-1641 (415 amino acids)
Biological process (GO): protein N-linked glycosylation; N-acetylglucosamine metabolic process
Cellular component (GO): membrane
Molecular function (GO): beta-1,4-mannosylglycoprotein 4-beta-N-acetylglucosaminyltransferase activity
Source: RefSeq, a predicted model, not a curated record
UUCCGUUAUAGAGAUAUCGAGAGAAGAGAUACAGAGAACAUCUACAAAAUUCGCUCUUUGCAGCUUCCUUCAUUCUUUCUUUUGGGGGUUUCUGCUAGCGUUCGGUUCAAUAUACAUACAUAUAUUGCACAUUCCUUUUCUCUUUUCCUUCUUCCAAUCCAAGAUUUCUUUUCAGAAUUUCCCAAUUAUUGUGCAUCGUCUCUCUCUCUCUCUCUCUCGAUGAGCUGAUUUCGCCAAAGAUUGGUUUUUUAGAGAGAUCCCAACGGCCAAGACUGUCUUCCAUCGUCUCUGUGACUCGUGGGUGAACGAACGGUCGAAAAAGAUCUCCGAUCGCUCAAGAAGUAUCGACCCUAUUCCAAGUUGAUCUGUCGAGAUCUGAAGAUUCAGAUUUAGAUGAGAGAGGCGGUUACAGAGAGAGAAAGAGAAAUGUGUAAUAUCUCUAGGGUUUUCGAGAAACUGCAUGCCAUGGCUGAAGGCGGAUCUCAUUACUGUUCGAAGAAGACGGACGACAUCUGCUGCGAUACUCGCGAAGAGGAAUCAAGUAGAUUCUUAAACAUGACGAGACUGAGAUGUAUCUUAAGAGGACUGGAAUUGAAGACGAUAAUCUUUCUCUUUGUUAUGAUACCUACAUGCGUCUAUUUUAUAUACAUUCACGGACAGAAAAUCUCUUACUUCCUUCGUCCAAUAUGGGAAUCCCCACCAAAACCCUUUAUCGAGCUUCCACAUUACUACGACGAGAAUCUCCCAAUGGAAAACCUCUGUAAACUACACGGUUGGGGAAUUCGCCAAUAUCCCAGAAGGGUUUUCGAUGCUGUCUUGUUCAGUAACGAGAUAGAACUUCUAACCAUAAGAUGGAAAGAGCUAUACCCAUUAGUAACAGCUUUCAUUCUACUCGAAUCCAACUCCACUUUCACCGGAAAACACAAAUCCCUUUUAUUCGAAAAUCAUCGAAAAGAGUUUGAAUUUGUCGAGCCAAGGCUGACAUAUGGAAAAAUCUCAGGAAGAUCAAAAAAGGGUGAAAACCCGUUUGUUGAAGAGGCUUAUCAACGGCUAGCAUUAGAUCGUCUGAUUAAACUAGCUGGGAUUCAAGACGAUGACUUAUUAAUAAUGUCGGAUGUCGAUGAAAUUCCGAGCAGAAACACUAUCAAUCUAUUGCGAUGGUGUGAAGACACCCCUCCUGUCUUGCACUUGCGGUUGAAGAACUACCUUUACUCUUAUGAGUUUCCAGUGGAUAACAAUAGCUGGAGGGCUUCUGUUCAUAGGUAUCAGUUUGGGAAGACGAAAUAUGCUCAUUAUCGACAGUCGGACACUAUCUUAGUAGACUCCGGCUGGCAUUGCAGCUUUUGUUUCAGACGGAUUGAGGAGUUUGUAUUUAAGAUGAAAGCUUACAGUCAUUUUGAUAGGGUGAGAUUCUCUCAUUACUUGAAUCCGAAAAGAAUACAGAGAGUUAUUUGUGAAGGAACGGAUCUGUUUGAUAUGCUUCCGGAAGAGUAUACGUUUAGAGAGAUCAUCGGGAAGAUGGGUCCUAUUCCUCGCUCUUACUCGGCCGUACACCUUCCAUCCUAUCUCAUUGAAAAUGCAGAUAAAUAUAAAUAUCUUUUACCUGGUAACUGCUUAAGAAGAGGAGACGAAAGUGGCUAAAUUAUUCAGGUUUUGGAAAUGCAUUUAAUGUGAGUUAAGUGUUUGUGUGAGUGUUGUUUAUAUCUGUAACAAUAUGAUUUGAGGCCUGCUUGCCUGUCUAAAUGGGUGAAUCAAGAACUUGGAAUUUUGAUGGGCCAAGAAAUCUAUAUAAUUGAUUAUUCAUUACAGA